Oncorhynchus masou masou (cherry salmon) is the source of this 4312-nucleotide messenger RNA. Its product is annotated as inverted formin-2-like. NCBI's taxonomy places the organism in Eukaryota, Metazoa, Chordata, Actinopteri, Salmoniformes, Salmonidae. Gene Ontology annotation, biological process: actin cytoskeleton organization. Gene Ontology annotation, molecular function: small GTPase binding; actin binding. The record is from RefSeq and is a predicted model, not a curated record.
GUCACAUUGUGCUCAUGUGUCAACGAUGAGGUCCACGACCAAACUGGAAUUCCCCUAACCAUCCUCACUCAUUCUCCACUUAACCUCUACAUACAUUGUACAGAGGUAUCCUGGUAAAGCACGAAAUAAAAAAAGGCGCUUGGAAGCUGAAAAGAUACGUUGUCUGUCCGCAAUCGGAGGACGCGAUUCUUCAAGUGGUUAUUUUGGCAUAAGAUCAGACCCUCUCCAUCACCAUGUCAGUGAAGACGGAUGGGAAGAGGAAGUGGGCGGCGGUUAGGGGCCAUCUGGGCUCCUCCCAGGACUCAGACACCCAGCUGGAGGCCAACCUGGAGAGUGCCGACCCAGAGCUGUGCAUCCGCAUGCUCCAGGUGCCCAGUGUGGUCAACUACUCUGGGCUGAAGCGUCGUCUGGAGGGCAGCGAGGAGUCCUGGAUGGUCCAGUUCCUGGAGCUGAGUGGGCUGGACCUGCUGCUGGAGGCCCUGGACCGGCUAUCUGGGAGGGGCUGCUCCCGCAUCACAGAUGCCCUGCUGCAGCUUACCUGUGUCAGCUGUGUCCGGGCCAUCAUGAACUCCUCGGCUGGGAUCCACUUUAUCGUGGAGAAUGAGGGCUACAUCCGCAAACUCUCCCAAGCCUUGGACACGUCCAAUACCAUGGUGAAGAAGCAGGUGUUUGAGCUGCUUGCUGCCCUGAGCAUGUUCUCCUCUGAUGGGUACCGUCUGGCCCUGGAUGCCCUGGACCAUUACAGGGGUGUGAAGACCCAGCUGUAUCGCUUCAGUGUGAUCAUGAACGAGCUGCAGGCCACAGACAACAUGCCCUACAUGGUCACCCUCCUCAGUGUCAUCAACGCCAUCAUCUUUGGGACAGACGACCUGCCAAGAGACAAGAUCCGCAAGGAAUUUAUUGGAUUACAAUUACUUGAUAUACUGCCCAAAUUUAGAGAUGAGGAGGAUGAGGACUUGAUCAUUCAGUGUGAGGCGUUUGAAGAGGCCAUGUCUGAGGAUGAGGAGGAGCUGCUGAGGGUCUAUGGAGGCAUAGACAUGAGCAGUCACCAGGAGGUGUUCAUCACCCUCUUCAACAAAGUGAGCAGCUCUCCGUCGUCCCGCCAGCUGCUGUCCAUCCUACAAGCCCUGCUGCUGCUGAGGCCCGAGAGGGCUGACAUCUGGCAAGCCUUGGAGGCCAUCACUAACCGGGCCAUUCUGCUGGAUCAAGACUCUCAUAUGGACUCUAGUGAGAUUAUUAUGCAACGCCUGGUGUUCUCCAAGCGCAGGACAGCUGGUGUCGACGCUGUGGAUGGUCUGCCACCCAAGAAGAUUGAUAAGGCUGUUCAGACCGACAUGGUGGACGACGACCAAGAAAGACUGACCAAAUGCUCCACAAAAGUGUCCUCUCCUCCACCUUUCCUAUAUCCCAAUUUGAUGGGACCAGGUCCCCUUCAGUGCCCACCUCCCCCUCCUCCACCCCCCACUCCACUAUUACAGCACAUUGGAGGUGGAGGUCCCCCACCACCAACUCCUCUACCAGGGAUGCAGGUGGCCCCAGGGUGCCCUCCCCCUCCUCCACCCCCACCAGGAAUGGGCGUUGGAGGACCUCCACCACCCCCACCCUUGCCCGGUAUGCCAGGCCUGCCUCCUCCACCACCACCUCCCCCUGGCAUAGGUGGCAUUGUGGUGGCCCAGAGUAGCCAGUCCCUUGGGUGUGCCUCUGCUGCUGCCUCCAAGGCAGGCCGUUGCCCCACCCUGAGGAUGAAGAAGCUCAACUGGCAGAAACUCAGAGCUGUCACUGAUGGUCAUUCCAUGUGGACUUCAGCUCAGAAAGACACUCCUCUGGAGCCCAACUACUCCAGCAUUGAACAGCUGUUCUGUCUCCCAGUGACCGAACACAAAGACAAGGGGGCAGCUGCUCCUGUCAAAAAGGAGCCUAAAGAGAUCUCCUUUAUUGACGCAAAGAAGAACUUGAAUUUGAACAUAUUUCUCAAGCAAUUCAAAUGCUCUCAUGAUGAGUUUGUGGUGUUGAUUCAGAGUGGGGAUCGCUCUAAGUUCGAUGUGGAGGUCUUGAAGCAGCUUAUUAAACUCUUACCUGAGAAACAUGAGAUAGAUAACCUGAAAUCCUUCCUGGGAGAGAAAUUAAAGUUGGCCAAUGUAGACCGAUUCUACAUCUCUCUCCUGGCUGUACCAUGUUACCAGCUGAGGAUAGACUGUAUGUUGCUGUGUGAGGAGACCACCUCAGUACUGGACAUGCUCAAGCCCAAAGCAGAGGUGGUUGAAUCAGCAUGCCAGUGUCUCAGAAUGAGCACUCUCAUGCCUAGUUUCUGCAGGCUCAUCCUUGACGUGGGAAACUUCCUCAACUAUGGAAGUCACACAGGGAACGCUGAGGGCUUUAAGAUCAGCUCUCUUCUGAAGCUGACUGAGACUAAGGCCAACAAGAGCCGCAUUACCCUGCUCCAUCACAUUCUGGAGGAGACAGAGCUGAACCACCCAGAGCUGUUGAACCUUCCUGACGACAUUGAGAUUUGUGAAAAGGCAGCUGGAGUCAACCUUGACUCCAUUCAGGCAGAAGCCAGUGCCUUAGUAAAACGACUGAAAGAAGCGGCAAAGAGAGUCGCCAACUCUGUGGACGAUGUAAAGGAGCAGUUCGAAAAGGUUAUUGAGGAAAACCUGGAGGCCUGCCUGGAUUUGGAAAAGCGGUUUGCAGAGAUUGUGAGGAAGAAGGGUGACCUGGCACUCUACCUGUGUGAGGAUGCAAACCAACUCUCCCUGGAAGAGCUCUUCGGCACCAUUAAGACCUUCAGGGGGCUUUUCAUCAAAGCCUUAAAGGAGAACAAGAGCAGAAAGGAGCAGGCUGUGAAGGUGGAGAAAAGGAAGAAGCAGCUUGAGGAGGAGGAAUCCAAGAGACAGAAGGGGGAGAACGGAAAAAUAAUCCGGAAAGGACCCCCGCCACAGGACGAUGGCUGUAUUAUCGACCACCUCCUUAAUGAUAUCCGGAAAGGCUUUCAUCUCAGGAAGACCCGGCCCAGGUGCGAAACGGAUAGCCCCCUCUCUUGUGAAAUGAAUAGGGAUACGGGCCAGCCUGGAUCAAGUGUCAAGCCUGUAAAAGAAGAUGUCGAAGCCUCGGUCUCAGAAGUCUCCAGCACUCCCCUUCCCACCCAACCCCAGGCAGAGGAGAGGGCACCAAGAGAAGGAGUGAACGGAUUCCCCAGCAUACCCAAAGAAAUAUACCCCCAAAAAACAGCUUUGUCAAAGACUAACCGGCUCCCAGCUGAAUCCCAGGAUGGAGGGGAGCCUCUGCGACGCCUCCCCACAGACAAUUCGCCACCUCCAGCAAUACUAGGAAUGGAUGUCCUAAAUAACACCCCAAGCCCCUCUACCUUCACAGACCUGGCUGAAAUCAACCAGAAUGUCAACAGUGGCCUGGUGACGGAGGAAUUGAUGCCUGAGUGCUCACAGAGCAAUGGAGAGGGUCAACUUAAUAGAGCCUGCACACUGGCUGUCGCUGAUAUGGACAUGAUUAUAGAGCGCAAGCUGAUGGGAAAAACCAUUGGCCAAGAUGACGUUGAAGGUGAGAGCAGCAGCAUGAUGGUAAAGACUCUUAGACCAGUUGAGACUGGGGAUGACAUGGUGGUGAAGAUAGUUACACCCUUAUCCUGUGCCACCAACGGACAACAAGACACCAAUGGGAACACAGACACCAAUGGCAACAAGUGUUUGGUCAGUGCGGUGCAAAGCGUUGGAGUGGACUCUAAAGAUCUGCUCUCAUCGGUAUCCGAAGCUCUGCCUUCUUUUGAGUCGGGACCCCUAACACCAGAGGAUAAAAAACAGCAGAAGCUCUUUAUAAGAAAAAAAAAUAAGAGUAAUGAAGCACAAGGUAACACUGGAAAGCGACACCCUAAAUGUAAAAAGGGGUGUGUGUUGCAGUGAGGCGAUUCCCGGAAGAGGAAGUCAAGAGGGAAGGAAAUGUUGAGAUGAUAUUUUUUCUUCUCCCAUACAUGGUUUGUGCACAUUGCAAUGGACUAUGUCUACGUUAUAUUGGACUAAAUUGAUUCCUCCAAGAUGAUAUCGGCAUGUUCUUUCUUCCUUUGGAUGAUUUAGAGUUCUUAAAUAUUGAAAUCAACUGAAAAGCUGCCAUUGUUCCCUGGCCAGGUUGAUUUGUAGCCGACCAAGAAGCUGAGUCAUGAACACGUUCCCAUGCAGCCUGUUAUGUUCCAUUAGGCUACUACUGUCUGUGGUCUCUGCACAGCCGCAAUCCCAGCAAACCUGUCACUUUUGAAAUAAAUAAAUGAUAUGUUGAAAAUAAUAAAAUUCCCUUUUACAUUAUG